AUGUUGACAGACAAAAGGGCGGCUCUCCUGCUGGUGACCGCGAUCACCGCCCUCAAAUUGGAGGAAGUGAAUGCCUAUAGGCGCAACUUUGAUGCGCGACAAAGCAGCAGUAACUCCAAUAUUCCACUCUGGAAACAGCGAGCGUGUGAGAAAUCGCAGAAACAGCGGCAAAAUGCUCACUACGUUUGCGAUGAAAAGGGCGACUUCAAGUGUCUUCCCGGGUGGCAGGGUGAUCUUUGCCAGGUGCCCAUGUGUCGCAGGAGCUGUGACCCCAUGAAUGGUUACUGCCAGCGACCCGGCGAGUGCAGGUGUCGCAUCGGCUACAGCGGCGAACUCUGCGACAAGUGCAUCCCGCUUCCGGGCUGCCAGCAUGGUGGCUGCACCAAGCCCUUCGAGUGCAUCUGCAAGCCCGGCUGGGCGGGACUCUUCUGCACGGAACCAAGUUGCCGCAGCGGAUGCCACAGCACCCGUGGAUAUUGCGAGGCGCCCGGGGAGUGCCGCUGCCGGAUUGGCUACGCCGGACGCACUUGCUCCGAGUGCGCCACAAUGCCGGGCUGCCAGCACGGCACCUGCAACAAGCCGCUGGAGUGCCUCUGCCAGCCCGGCUACACCGGACUCCUCUGCCAGACGCCCAUCUGUGACCCGGAUUGCAGCAAGCAGCACGGAUACUGCCGCAAACCUGGCGAGUGCCGCUGCAAAGUGGGCUGGACGGGCAGCCAGUGCGACAAGUGCUUCCCGUAUCCGGGAUGUGCCAACGGGGAUUGCGAGGCGCCGUGGGAGUGCAACUGCCAUCCCGGCUGGGGCGGAAUGCUGUGCGAUGAGAAGCUCACCUACUGCGUGGAGCAUCCGGACACGUGCGAGAACGGGGGCAAGUGCACAUCGCUGAGCCGCGAGGAUGGCAGCUACCAGUGCCAGUGCCGGCAGGGAUUUCUGGGCAAGAACUGCGAGAUACGCGAUGACUUUCUGCUGACCUCAGAGGCGCCGCCGCCGCGAAUCACACCGCCCACACCCGCCGCACUCGAACUGGCACUAGAUGGACCUGAACUGGACCAGAACGGGCAGCAGGACGGGGAGCAGGACGUCAUCGCUGCAGGUGCAGGUACAGGUGUGCCCGAUGACAGCGCGCCAGGAGGCAGUCUGGUUGGGGGCAAGUUACCGGCGGGUAACGAGCCGGAGCGCCGGAAAAAUGACACCGCAACCGCAGGAGCUGCAGCUGGAGUGGGAGGGGGAUCCAUGAAUCAACUACCCGGCAGCGCGAACGCCACAAGGACGACAAUGGCGGUGGCAACGGGAGCUGUCAGCCACAAUGCGACUAAUGAAGCGUUAAGCGACGUUACAACGAGGCGUGCCACCCCGUCACCCCCCGCAUCCGGCGAAAAAGCCGGAAAGGGUAAUGCAACAAGUGUGGCGGCGGCGACUGGACCUCAGCCACGCCCCCCGCCAUCCUCGUCCUCGUCCUUGUCCAUCGGCAACAGCCAGGAGCAAACAAUAGCAAACUUGGCGCCAGCUGCAACAGGAACAGGGGCAACAACAGCAGCCACAUCCGUGAGCAGCCACAAGGAUAAGCCAAAUGCGGGGGACGAGGAGGAGGAGGAGGAGGAUGACGAGGAUGAUGAGGAGGAUGAGGAGGGCGAGUACGACGAGGAGGAGGACGAGGACGAGGACGAUGAGGAGGAUGACAGCGAUCAACUCAUACCAAAUAUUAUAUAG
Molecule: messenger RNA, 1710 nt
Organism: Drosophila teissieri
Lineage: Eukaryota; Metazoa; Arthropoda; Insecta; Diptera; Drosophilidae
Gene: C901
Product: neurogenic locus Notch protein
Exons: 7
Coding region: 1-1710 (569 amino acids)
Biological process (GO): cell communication
Cellular component (GO): membrane
Source: RefSeq, a predicted model, not a curated record